This is a messenger RNA of Angiostrongylus costaricensis, 1710 nucleotides long. Lineage: Eukaryota; Metazoa; Nematoda; Chromadorea; Rhabditida; Metastrongylidae. The record is from the annotation of a GenBank genome assembly.
AUGGUAACAUUUUUGAAGAAACCGUGCAGUUGCCGAUUACCUUCAGAACUGCGGAUAUUUGGAAUCGUUGCAGAUUUUCAAACAGGAAGCAAGCUUGUGCAAAUCGAUAGUCGGCAGUUAAAUCAUCUUUGCCUUGCUGAUAACAUCGUCCUUAUAACACCAAACAUUGGCAAAGCGGAACGUAUGCUUGACGACUUUGAUAAAGCCUGCGGAAAGGUUGGUCUUCGACUAAUUCUCACAAAAACGAUGUUCAUGAGGAACGGUUUGGUUUCGUAUGCCCCAUUCACGCCCAAGGGAACGAAUGUCUCCGAAUGCUCCAGUUAUGGCUGUCUAGGUCGCGAAAUCAAUAUGAUGAACGACUUAGCUCCAGAGUUGGGCAGAAGGAAACGACCGCUCUGGGAGGCUUUCAAGAGCAUCGAGGAUGCAGUAAAGAGGACAAAGAACACCCGACUCCGUGCCUACCUUUUCGACUCAACGGUACUUCGUACCCUAACGUAUGCGUUGGAAACAUGGUCACUGCGUAAGUGGAAUGAAAGAUCACUCAUCGUUAUAGAACGUGCAGUCGUCGAAAGGACGAUGCUAGGAGUAUCCCGUUUCACGCAAGUAAGGGAAGAGAUCCAAAGACCCGACCUGCGUCAACGAUCAAAAAUCAAAGAUGCCUUUCUGUACGCCAAACAGUCGAGGUUAAGGUGCUUUAGAGAGAAGCGGCAACCCUCAGAAUGGAUUCCACGUCCACCGGAACGGUAUGCACUCACGGGACACCGAGCACCAAUCACUCGCGUGAUUUUCCAUCCCAUCUGGAACGUGAUGGCAAGCUGUAGUGAGGAUUCCACUAUCAAGGCAAGUCAUUCUGGGAAUUUAUAUGGAAUAUGGGACUAUGAGACUGGUGAGUUUGAGCGUUCAUUGAAAGGCCACACAGAUGCCGUUCAGGACAUAGCAUUUGACAAGACUGGAAAACUACUCGUAUCAUGCUCGGCUGAUAUGUCAAUCAAAGUAUGGGAAUUUGGCAGUUCGUAUGCAUGCGUAAAAACGUUGAAGGGUCAUGAUCACAACAUUUCGUCGGUAUCCUUCUUACCGUCAGGUGAUGGUAUUCUGUCUGCAAGCAGAGACCACACAAUCAAGUUGUGGGAGGUGGCUUCUGGAUAUUGCGUGCAUACUUUCCGAGGACAUUCUGAAUGGGUGCGAAUGGUGCGCGUUUCUUCUGAUGGUUUACUUUUUGCGUCCGCCAGUAACGAUCAGUCAGUGAUAGUGUGGUCACUACAGUCAAAGAGUGUGAAAGCAACGCUUCGUGAACAUGAACAUGUCGUGGAGUGCAUAGAGUGGGCUCCGGACACAGCACUUGCACCCAUCAGGACAGAAGCGGGCCAUAAAGCGAACGGCGACUUUGGUGCCGGUCCGACGCACGUCGUUGUAAGUGGAUCAAGAGAUAAGACAAUUAAGGUUUGGGAUGCGUUGACGGGUACGGUCAUGUUUUCGCUCAUCGGCCACGACAACUGGGUUCGCGGGUUGCGUUUUCAUCCUCGUGGGAAGUUCCUUGUCUCUGUCGCCGAUGAUAAGACGUUACGAGUAUGGGAUGUAGCGCAAAGACGCUGUGCCAAGACGAUUGACGCUCAUCAGCAUUUUGUCACUAGUGUCGACUUCCAUGCCACAGCGCCGUUCGUGAUCACAUCCAGCGUAGACAUGACAUGCAAAGUAUGGGAAUGCCGAUAA